Molecule: messenger RNA, 558 nt
Organism: Bipolaris victoriae FI3
Lineage: Eukaryota; Fungi; Ascomycota; Dothideomycetes; Pleosporales; Pleosporaceae
Exons: 2
Coding region: 1-558 (185 amino acids)
Source: RefSeq, a predicted model, not a curated record
AUGCUCGCAUCUACCUCCAUCUCCACCUCUACUGUCCUGCUGCUUCUGGCUAGCGUCGCCGUCGCACAAGACGCCCCUACCACUCCCUCGCCCUCUCUUGGCCCUUCGCCCACCAGCGAGGGCGUCUUCACCAUCCAGACAUCGGUUCCCGCUGAUGAUCCAUGGGCCUGCUAUGAGGAAUGCUUCAUGGAGCCGUGCCCGCCCUCGCCAUGCUCCAGUACACCUAAUGCCAGCCUGGGCACCCCCAUCCCCCUCCCCCGGCCCAUCUCAGAAUCCAUCGCCUCCAUCAUCACAGACCCUUCUCUCUCCACCGUCACUGGCGUCAUGACCAUUCCUGCCGGCGAGACCCCCGAGACGCCCAUUUCUACUGGCGCCUCCGAGACCUCCACGGGCGCUUCUUCGUCCCGGACAGGCAGCUCUUCAUCUCAGACAGGCAGCACGAGAAGCCCAGCUAGCUCUGCACCGCCCGCGGCAACGGGCAACGCCGUGGCACUCAAUGCUAACGCCCAUCUCGCUCCGCUCGCGGCAGCCGUUGCCGGUGCUUUCGCACUGAUCUGA